CUACUCAGAGAGUACGAAGCAAGAGAGUACCAAGCAAACAAGCGACCACAACACUUCAUAGCUAAAAGCAAUGAAGCCAUUUUUCCAGCUGCUCGUCGUUCUCGUCGUCACGCUUCGCUCACACGCCGAUCCAAAUUUCAAGAUUCACGCCAAGAAGGCAUCAUCCGACUACCCCAAGCCCGACGCCGCCAUCAUGGAAACGGUGCAAACCUACAUCUCGUGGGGAUCCUCACUCGGUAAGACAAUGCCCGAUUGCCAACGAUUUCAAAACAUCUUCGGGGUCAACAGAAGUUGGGUGAGUCCGUUUGCAGGGAUCGAGUAUUACGCUUACGACAUAGACAAGACAUGCCAGCAGCAAUUGGCAAUGAAUCUGUCCUGGCACGCUGCAAGUCUCCAAGAGGGCCAAUACCUUUAUCCUUUCUACACACCGCGGAACAGCUACAUAUUUUGGAAAGUCGGAUUUGUGUGGAAUGCCGUGGGCGAGUCUAACUCAUUCAGGGAGGUGUUUAAUCGCAAGCAAUAUGAUUUCACUAUUAUUACAACCUUGUGGUUUCAAAUAUAUCCUCCCAACAAUGUGAGCUAUAUCUUUAACGCAGCGGACAUCUUCUGGCCGGACACUGAAGGCAAGCUGCCUACUGUACUGGAAGAGUUGGUGGACAAUUAUGUUUCGUUUCUUGGAGGAGACUGCAAGACGUGGGCGGAGUUAUUCUGGUCGGACGUUGGCAUGGUAACGGUGAGCGGUGACGACACUGAAUACUUUGGUCCAGCUGAGCUGACGGAUUAUUGUAGCAAGAUGGUGUAUAUGUGGAGUUCGUACGUUCACAAUAUUCAUGACAGGAGCUACUCGGCCGACGGCUACUCGAAAACGAUUGAUCACGUCGCGUUCACGUGGACGAGAACGGGACUGUAUCAGGGACGCGUGAAAACGGAUCAGAUCCUCACUGUGUUCGACAUCGUAUAUGACAAGACUCCAACAGCCGACCUAAAGAUUUCUUCUGCAGUAGACUACCUAAUGCCAGCAGAAGAGUAAACAACUUCAAGUUUCCAUGGCACAGACGUUUUGCUACUGCAUCGUCUAUAGACAAAAAUUGUAUAUUGUAGCACUCCAUACCUAAAACAAUUUCUGCUCUUUGCAAAGCAGUUGGUAGGUCUAUAUAUGUGGUCAAUGUUAUUUGGUCUUGUGCACGAAGUCUAAAGCAUGCAAUCUGUCGAGCUUCUAAGUAAACUCAGAUUUCACGAGCCACUGUGUCA
Messenger RNA from Corticium candelabrum, 1251 nucleotides. RefSeq lists its product as uncharacterized. The record is from RefSeq and is a predicted model, not a curated record. Lineage: Eukaryota; Metazoa; Porifera; Homoscleromorpha; Homosclerophorida; Plakinidae. The transcript has a single exon. Bases 71 to 1030 code for a protein of 319 amino acids.